GCGACGAGCCAUUCCGGCCAGUAACGAGUUGAAUGUGGCUCAAAACGCUUCGCCAGACACGCACAAACAGAGAGUGAAAUCCGUGAAAAGUAGUGUGUUUCAUACAACAAAUAACAAUAUAAAAUGAUCAAUAUGACAUCGAAUAAAGGAUUUUAAAAAUUCUUUUGGCAAAACCCAGUGAAAAUGUGAAAAAACACUCAGCGAAAAGCGUUGAAAAAUGCUGCGAAACCUGGCCAAGAUAAAACCCGUUUUGCACUAAUACCAACAAAGAGACUCAGACUCCACAGAAGCCAACAAUUAAAAAAAGAAGUUAGUCAGUCAGUCAGCGUCUGUGGAGCAUGAAUCACACUCACCUUUGGGCCUGCAUUUAAAAAGUUAUAAUUAAAGGCAAAACAAAACAAAACACAAAACCUGUGGAGGAGAGUGGACGCAAGUGUUAUGCAAACGACAGUUGAGCGCAGCGGAAAUAUCACUAUAUUAAUGGUAAAUAAAUACUAAAACUACGUCACACACAUGUCCGGCAAGGAAAUGCGCCCGUUAUCACUUUCCAUUGGAGCCUCACUGCUGCCCAGCUUUUCCCUGGUAACGGCCCUGAAUAAUGGCAUUCCGGGGAAGAGUUGCCACGGCAAGCUGUGCCAUCCGGUGGACGAGUACUGCUCCACCUUUCUGGAGAGCUGCGAGCCCUGCAUCAAUGUUUGCGAUAAUAAAUCUCACAAUUAUCACCCGGAAACCUGUGCCAAGGAAUGUUCCGAUUUCAACAGAUUCGAGCCUCUGAAGGCGGAGAUCCAUGACAUCCAGAGCACCCUGCACCUGACCCUGCUACUGGUGACUAUCCUGCUCGUCCUGAUUGCGCUCCGCUACGCUUUCAAGUGCCUGCGCUGGACCUUCCACAGGAGAUCCAUCCAACGGAUGCUGCAGCGCCUGCAGGCCAAGGCAUUUCCACAUCCGCAUGUGGCAACGGCGAAUGGCAAGGAUCUCAAUGCCACCACCAUACAGAACCUGAAUGCCAUCAAUCGCCAUCACCAUGGCAGCGACAUUGAGCAGGCGCACUCGCAGAUCUACAGUGUGGCAGGUGUCGCCGAGGGUUCGGUCCUCACCAUGACGACGCCGGUGAGCACUCGCUAUCCGGCGGAGAACAGCACCACGCCCACCACCAUAGUCACGGAGGUGGGCUACGGAUACGAUAAUCAGGCCAUGGUCGUGACGCCGGUUUCCGAGAAACCCAGCAACAACGCAGCCGCCUCCGUAGUCGCUUUCUAAAGCCAUAUUGUGCACUCAAAAUAAUCUCAUCACCUUAAAUGAGACCAGCGAAAGCAAAAUGUGCAUCACAUUGAAUCGUAGUGAUAUUUGUGUUAACUUUUAAGCAAGAUAAAGUAUAUUUAACCCAUGUCCCGCUUCCGAUUCCGAUCAAACCAGAAGGAUUUCAUUUUAACCAAGCAUUUCUUGAGAUUCAAAAUCUCUUUUGAUGUUUAGAUGAUUUGAUAGGAAUGGAAUGGGUACUAGCAUAUAGAAAAUAAGUAUCUAAAUAUAUUAAGCUAUAGGCAGUACUUAAUUCCAAUGCGGCCUCAAAUACUUAAUUAAUUCUUAAAUGUAUAAAAUAUUUAAUUUUUAGUAAACGAAAUACUUCCAUGAAAGGGAAUGCUAUUCAGUGGGCAAAAAGGUACAUACAUCUUAAUUUUUAAGCGAGUAAGCAUACAAAUGCAUGUUUCAUUUUAUGAUCUUCCUACU
Molecule: messenger RNA, 1728 nt
Organism: Drosophila serrata
Lineage: Eukaryota; Metazoa; Arthropoda; Insecta; Diptera; Drosophilidae
Gene: grnd
Product: grindelwald
Source: RefSeq, a predicted model, not a curated record